This is a messenger RNA of Oreochromis niloticus (Nile tilapia), 2253 nucleotides long. RefSeq names its product E3 ubiquitin-protein ligase TRIM41. Gene Ontology annotation, molecular function: protein binding; zinc ion binding. NCBI's taxonomy places the organism in Eukaryota, Metazoa, Chordata, Actinopteri, Cichliformes, Cichlidae. Bases 326 to 1990 code for a protein of 554 amino acids. The record is from RefSeq and is a predicted model, not a curated record. The transcript has 2 exons.
UUAUCUGAACUGAGUGAGCUGUCUGCUCACUUUAACUGCACAGUUGUGGGUGUGUUCACUCUUGUCUGAAAAGGUUUGACAGUCAUUUCCAUAACAAGCCAGAGUGAAAGCACACAGUUAUCGUUCUUCCAGUGGCAAAGCAGAGGAGUCUUAAACACAUCCAGCACAGGUCAGCACAGUUUAGGUUACCCUAAAAUGGCAGUUUAGUCAUAGUCAGAUUAAUUUUGUCAGAACUUUAACUUGUGCGAACUGAAGAUAUUUGCUGGUCUACAAAAAGCUCAGAGGGGGUGUAUCAGCUCGAAUUGUGCCUCUGCAGAUCUUCAACAUGACGGCUGCCAGCUAUCUUCUGACUGAAGAACAGCUUUUGUGCUGCAUCUGUCUGGACGUCUUCAGGGAUCCCGUCACACUCCCAUGUGGACACAACUUCUGCAAACAUUGCAUCACGGAGCAUUUGAAUUUUAAUUCCCAGCGCAAGUGUCCCAUGUGCAAAGAGCAUGUGGAUAGGAAAUAUAAGCUUGGUGUGAAUACUUUUAUAUCUGACAUGGCUGUUCAGUUUAGAAAAACAGUUGGAAAGAAAGCCGGUGAUAGCGAUGCCACACCAGAAAAAGUUUUUUAUAAUGCUCCUGCUGCACCUAAAUGGACAUCUCUGAAGAUCUGGUUGUUGAUGACUCUUGGCUUAACUUGUUUGACACUCUUCUUUGUAGCUAAUCUACAUUUUCAUCAAGCAUUGUCCAUCUUAAAAACUCACCAGCUGUUUAAUUUUAUGGAGAAGGAAGAAGACAGGAUGUGUGCUGAACAUGACAAACCUUUGGAGUUCUAUUGCAAGAAUGAACAAAUGAUCAUAUGUCAGUCAUGUGUGGACACAGAUCACAGAUUUCACCAGGUAGUUCCCCUGAAAGAAGAAUAUGAAGCAAAAAAAACACAACUUGGGAUAACAGAGGCUAAAAUUCAGCACAUGAUCCAAGAGAGACAAAGAAAAGUCCAGGAGCUUAAACAAUCCUUGAAGGUCAGCACAGAAGCUGCAGACAGAGAGACGGCAAAUGGUGUUCGGGUCUUCUCGGCUCUGAUUAAGUCUCUGGAAAGAGCUCAGGCAGAGCUAAUUGAGAUGACUGAAAAGAAUCAGAAAAGGACAGAGAAACAGACCAAAGUUUAUAUCAAAGAGCUGGAGCAGGAGGUCUUUGAGCUGACGAGGAGACGUGCUGAGAUGGAGGAAAUCUCACGCUCUAAAGACCGUCUUCGUUUCCUCCAGAGCUUCCCGUCCCUGAAUGCCGCUCCACCCACCAAAGACUGGACAGAUGUCAGCAUCUGUCCAGCAAAAUACGAGGGAAUCACAAGGACCGCUUUGGUGAAAGCUGUGGAUGAGCUGACAGAGACCAUCAAAAAUGAGAUGAAGAUGAUACGGGAUGCUCAGUUCAACAACCUUCGACAGAAUGCGGCGGAUGUUACUUUGGAUCCUGAUACGGCACAUCCUGCUCUCAUCCUGUCCAAUGAUGGGAAGCAAGUUCAUUGUGGGGAUGAAUGGAAGAAACUGCCAGACAGCUCAAAAAGAUUUGAACCUGCAAUUUCUGUUUUAGGGACACAAGGCUUCUCCUGUGGAAGACUUUACUAUGACGUCCAGGUUAAAGGAAAGACUGGGUGGACUUUAGGAGUGGCCAAAGGGUCGGUCAAUAGGAAGGGAGAAAUUAAACUAAACCCAGAGAGCGGCUACUGGACUAUAUGUCUGAGGAACAGAAAUGAGUACUUUGCACUUGCUGCCCAUCCUGUCCCUCUCUCUGUGAAUGAUCCCCCAGAGAAGGUGAGAGUUUUUGUGGAUUAUGAGGAGGGUUUGGUUUCCUUUUAUGAUGUAAAUGCUGCAGUUCUUCUUCACUCAUAUACUGGCCAAAUCUUUAAUGAGAAACUUUACCCAUUUUUCAGUCCUGGUACUAGUGACAGUGGCACAAACACUGUUCCUCUAAUCAUCACUCCCUUCAAACAACAAAGACUGGACUAAACCUUUUUUAGAACUAGUAUAUUUUGGUGUUUAGUUGUAAUUUUGUUUUAGUUGGCAGUCCUUGAAGGUAUACUCUUGGUUUAGGUGUAAAGGAGGCUCACUAAAAUCAAUGUUUCAUUGCGAAAAGCAGGCAUUUAGAAAGAAAGGAGAUGCAAAUUCUUUCAAAGGCAUUUUUCAUUCAGGUAAAUGUGUGAACCUUUAAGUUGUAAAACGUCUUGAUGCAUUCUCAAUCAUCCAGGUAAGUAAAUCUCCAAAAGUUGAUU